AUGGAUUAUUACAAAAACAACAACAGUAACAAGGCGAAUAAUAAAGGAGCCGUCAUCUACACAAUACAAACAUGGCCAUCGUGCGAUUGGGCUAGAUGGCAUGCCUGCGCUGAUGCUCAUCAGGCCUUUGUUUGUUUACUUUUAAUUGGCGUUGCUUCGGUAACGGCCAAACCAAAGCCUGGAGGUGGUGGAUGGUCUAGCGGCGGUGGAGGUGGCGGGGGAGGAUGGUCUUCAGGAGGCGGAGGAGGUGGUGGCGGCGGAGGUGGCGUACAAAUUAUUAAAAUAAUAACAGAAGAUGGUGGUGGCGGCGGCGGUGGCGGCGGUUGGUCUUCUGGUGGUGGAGGAGGCGGUGGCGGUUGGUCUUCGGGUGGUGGCGGUGGAGGAGAUGGCGGCGGAGACAUUAAAAUUGUUAAAGUCAUUAGCCUAGGAGGUGGUGGAGGAGGAGGCGGCGGCGGUGGCUGGUCAUCUGGAGGCGGUGGUGGAGGAGGUGGCGGUUGGUCAUCUGGUGGUGGUGGAGGCGGCGGAGGUGGCUCUACCAAAAUCAUCAAAAUAAUAAAGUUAGGAGGUGGUGGAGGCGGUGGCGGUCAUGGCGGCGGAGGUGGUGGAGGCGGUUGGUCUUCUGGCGGUGGUGGUGGCGGAGGCUGGCAACCAUCCGGUGGUUGGGCUUAA
This is a messenger RNA of Musca vetustissima, 669 nucleotides long. RefSeq lists its product as uncharacterized. The record is from RefSeq and is a predicted model, not a curated record. Bases 1 to 669 code for a protein of 222 amino acids. The transcript is spliced from 2 exons. NCBI's taxonomy places the organism in Eukaryota, Metazoa, Arthropoda, Insecta, Diptera, Muscidae.